Messenger RNA from Solanum tuberosum (potato), 960 nucleotides. Its product is annotated as caffeoylshikimate esterase-like. The record is from RefSeq and is a predicted model, not a curated record. Lineage: Eukaryota; Viridiplantae; Streptophyta; Magnoliopsida; Solanales; Solanaceae. The transcript has a single exon. Bases 1 to 960 code for a protein of 319 amino acids.
AUGUCUCACCCAAUUUUCCAAUCUAAUGAGAACAGCCCUUAUGGUAACUUGACAAGAGAAGAGUUUUACAAGCAACAUAAAAUCAUGCACAAACAAAGUUUCAUGUCAAACAAACAAAACAUGAAGAUAUUCACACAAUCUUGGCAGCCUGAAUCAAGUAAUCAGUUAAGAGGCCUUGUAGGCAUGAUUCAUGGUUAUACGUCCGAAAGCAGUUGGCUUUUUGAGCUAAAUGCAGUAGCUAUGGUGAAAGCUGGGUUUUUCGUUUGUUCUCUUGACCUACAAGGUCACGGUUACUCAGAAGGCUCACCUGGUUACAUACCGUGUAUUCAACCUUUAGUCCAGGACUGUAUACAGUACUUUGACUCUGCUCGUGCUGAUCACCCGAAGCUCCCUGCUUUCCUGUAUGGUGAGUCAUUAGGUGGUGCAAUUUCUACACUCAUAUGUCUAAGGCAAAAGAAUGUAUGGAAUGGUCUGAUGUUAAGUGGACCAAUGUUUGGAGUGUCAAAGAAAUACAGACCUGUUUGGCCACUGGAGAAGCUACUACCGUUGGCCGCCUUCAUAGCACCAUCUUGGAGGAUUGUGAUCACCAAACCACCUGCAUCUAUAUCAUACAAGGAGGGCUGGAAGAGAAAGAUUAUCUCAAACAGUCCAAAUCGCGUGGCUUCCGAGAAGCCACCAGCUGCCACUGCACUAGAGCUUCUGAAAGUCUGUGAGUAUAUACAGAAGAACUCUCAUGAACUACAAGUCCCUUUGCUGAUUCUUCAAGGUGGGGAAGAUAAGGUAUGUGAUCCUGAAGCUGCUAAACUUGUGUAUAAAUCGGCAGGAAGUAAGGAUAAGGCUAUAAAUAUUUACCCGGGAAUGUGGCAUCAACUGAUAGGUGAACCAAAUGAAAGUGUGGAACUUGUUUUCAAUACUAUGUUAUCAUGGCUUGAGGUGAGAGCAGACUUGGCAAAAAUCUAA